Adineta steineri is the source of this 2879-nucleotide messenger RNA. The record is from the annotation of a GenBank genome assembly. NCBI's taxonomy places the organism in Eukaryota, Metazoa, Rotifera, Eurotatoria, Adinetida, Adinetidae.
AUGCAACCACCAUGUGCUCUUUGUAGCACAUUAUUACCAAUAUUGGAAAAAUACUCGUCAUUAGAAUUGAUCGAAGCAAUUGAUCUUCAAAAAGAUGAUAUUUGCACGUUUGUUUCAUUUGUUAGUAAUUGGCCCCAAACUCGAUGUGCAUGUUUAUGUCGUGAUGCAACAACAAUCGAACGUUUUUCGUCUCUUGUUGAGUGGCUACUUUUAUAUAUAAUCAAUCUAUUACAAACAUUUACAAUAACUGAUAAUCUAUCCGAUGAAGAUAUUCUCAAUCAAUCAACUGAAAUAGAUUCUUCAUCUCAAAUUUGCAGUAUAUUAACAACAACAGAUCAAGAACAACAACGUCAAUAUCGUCAAUGGACAUUAGAAGAAAAAGAACGUUUAUUAUUAUGUGUAGCUCGUUGUUUUACAUUAAAUUUACCAAUAUAUACAGCUGCACAUCGUAAUCCAUCAUUAGCACAUCAUGUUGCUUAUUAUCAAAUGCAACAUGCAUCAGCAGAUUUCAAAACAUUUUUAUCAUCAUAUUGUCAUUUAAAUUUAUCAUCAAAUAAUACAAAUGGAAAUAAUGAUUCUCAUCAUGUAUCACUCUAUUUAUAUAGACAUAUAUGUUCAUUUUGUGAAAAUCGUGGUUUAAUUGUUAUACGACAAGUAUUUGAAUCAGCUAAAAAUACUCGAAUGUUACCAUUAUCAAUAGCUCAUGCAUUAUUUGUUAUUUUAACAAAUUUACGUCAUCAUUUAAAUAUAGAUAUUAUCAAAAAUUUUCUUUUACCAAUUCGUCCACAUGCAAUACGUUAUAUGUGUUUAUUAUCUGAUAAUGAACUACGUUUAUGUGGACAAAAAAAUACAAAUGAUUUAUUAUAUGCAUCAUUAAAAGAUUUAUUUUUAACAACAACAUUUCGUCAACGUUCAACAUCAUCAACAAGUGUUUUAUCACCAUAUAAUAAUAAACAUCAUCAUACAAUACAAUUUCAACGUUAUCAUUUUGAUCGUUUAAUGUUAACAUUAGCAUUAAAAUAUUUAACAUGUUCAACAUUAACUAUACGUUUAACAGGUUUAUCACAUAUAACAAAUCAAAUUCAACAAUGUCUUGAUUAUACAUCAUAUCGUCGUCAUCAAUCUAUGGCAGCAGCAGCAGCCGCAGCUGCAGCCGCGUCUUGUUGUUCUCAUCCUAAUACAACAACACAAGAAAUAUUUACUGUUAGUGAAUCCGAUGGUGAAGAUGAUACAACACAAAAAUUAACAAAUGAUGCAUCAUCAUCAUCAGCUAGUUCAACAGAUGACAAUGAAGAAUAUUCAUCACAUAAUCAUCAUGAACGUAAAUUAUCCAAUUGGAUUAUUGAAAAUAAAAUAAUUGAUUAUUUAUUUGGUCCUAAUCUACAUACAGAAUUACUUAAACAAUGUUUAACAAUAUUAAUAUUUUUAGCAUCAAAUAAUCGUUUAACUGUUGAACAUAUUGAUUUAAUAUGGUCAUGUGUAUCAUUAACACAUUGUAGUCGACAUAUAUUAGAUUUAUUAAUGAAUUUAGGACAAAAAAAUUUAAAUAUACAUUUACUUAAUCAUUUAUUACAAUUAAUUGGUCGAAGUGAUCGUUCACAAUAUACUGAAUCAACAUUAACAUUAAUAAGUAUAUUAACAAAAUCUUAUUGGAGUCAAUUAAUUCGUUCAUCAAAUACAAUUAUACAAAAUAAAAAACAACAUGAAUUAGUUUUAAAACAAAAAUUUCAUCAGAGAAAUUCAUUGAAUAUGCAAAAUAUUCUUCGACAUCAAAAAACUUUAAAACGACAACAAUUAUCACCAUUGAAAAGAAUCGAUAGAAAUAAAAAUAUUGCCAUGAUUAGACAUCGAGCUCGAAUACAACAUAAAAAUACACCUCAUUUAAUUCGUCAAACAUCUCCUUCAUCUCCUCCGACGAUGUCUCGACCAAUAGCUGUUAAAAAACCACCAUUACAACAACAACAAUCUGGUAAAGUUAGUGCAGUUGAUGAAGAUUCAGUUGAAGAAGUAAUUAUUGUUGAAUCACCUCAACAACAACCUUUAACUGAACAAAAUGUUCUUAAAUUAAUGGCUAAUAAAUGUAAAGAAUUUCCUUCACAAAAUAUACUUAAAUCAAAUCCAUCAUCGGGAUAUGUUCUACGUCCAGAUAAAAAGAAUGAUGAUACAACAAAUGCAAAUGCUGCUACUGAUGAAUGGACUGAUGAUGAAGAUGAUGAAGAUGAAGAUGAAAAUAAUGAUGAACAGUUACGUAAUAAUCCUGCAGUUGCACGACGAACAACACCAUUCAAUCGAGCAGCUGAACCAACAUCAAGUAAUGAUGAUGAAGAUGAUGAUGAAUCAGAAAAUGAUACACAUUUAAUUCCUCGAGAAGUCUUAAUGAAAAAGACAAUUUAUUUUCAGCAACAUCGUCAACGUUUUCAACGUGGUACACCUGCUAAUAAUCAAGAAGAAUCAGAUGAUGAUGAAACAGUAACUAAUGUACAUUCAAAUUUAAGUCAGAUGUAUACACCUGAAGAUUUAUCUACACCAACAAAACGUCCAACAUCUGGUUCAGGUUUUAUAAUUAAUAAUUCAAAAACAAUUGUUCUUCCUGAUGAUCAAAUGGAUAUUGAUGAUGAUGAUGAAGAUGAUGAUCCAAAUGAAAUAUCUGAUGAAGAUCUUCGUGGUAUGGAUAUACCAUCUGUUGUACAACCAUCAUUAAAACAACAAUUAAAUCGUAAAGCAAAACAACAACAACAACAGCAACAGCAACAACAAAUUGAAAAAGAAAAUCGUCGACGUCAAGAUGAUGAAGAAAAUAAUACGGAUCAUGAAAUAAAUCCAUCAGAAAAACGAUAUCCAGAAAAGAUUUGUUCACCAGAAAGUGCUGAAGAUGCAUC